This is a messenger RNA of Sparassis crispa, 1233 nucleotides long. RefSeq lists its product as hypothetical. The transcript has 2 exons. The record is from RefSeq and is a predicted model, not a curated record. The coding region runs from base 1 to 1233 and encodes 410 amino acids. Lineage: Eukaryota; Fungi; Basidiomycota; Agaricomycetes; Polyporales; Sparassidaceae.
AUGCAAGAAAGGCUGAUGUUCAAUUUCGACGUGGCUACGCAGGCGGACGCGUCCAAGCAUGUCUUGGGGAACCGUGUUUUUGAACCACUCUUCCGAGUCAGGAACUUCGACGUGUCCAUAAAUUGCAUUCUGGAUUUUGACGACGAUUUUUUGGGUGCUAUGUCGCGCGCAUGGCCGGCCCUCGGGACAUUCGAAUGUAACAUCUACCGUCGCUGGGGGCCUGGUAAGCCGCGCGCAACGGUGGCAGGACUCAUCCCGCUCGCCCAGAAUUGCCCCGACCUAUUCUCUCUUGAGCUGGCGCUCGGCAUAGGCCUGAAGAGAAAGGAGAUUGAUCUCGAGAAGCUCCCCGGGGGUGGGAUGCACCACUCUCCCUUAGAGAAUAUGCAAGUGGGCUUUUCCGUUGUCAGCGAUACUGAGGCUCUCGCUGCAUUCCUGUCUGGCCUGUUCCCCCAGCUAUGGUUGAUUGGCACCGGUUGGCCCGUCGAGGAAGACGAAGACGCAGAAUAUCCUGAAGAGGAGUGGGAGAAGGGGAGGGUACUGGCAGAACUGCACGUGACAGUUGAGCGAGCCUCCGAUGAUGCACCAGAUCAGGCCAGGAAGUUUUUUGCAGCUCUUGCAGAGCACCGGUCUCGCCGCAUGCUGCAGAUACUGGAAUUCAAUUUCAACGUGGGAGUGCAGGUGGACGGGACCAAGCACGUUCUAGGAAACAAUAUUUUCAAACCACUUCUUACCCUCCCGAGAGUCGAUAAGCUGGAGAUGUCCAUGAACUGCGUAAUGGACUUCGACGACAAUUUUAUAGCAGCCAUGUCACGCGCGUGGCCAGCCCUCCGCAAAUUCGAAUCCAAUGUCGACCAUCGCUGGGGAGAAGGGAAGCCUCGAAUGACGCUGGCAGGACUCGUCCCGCUCUCGCAGAAUUGCCCCGACUUAUUUUCAAUCGGGUUGACGCUCGACGCGAACCUGACGGGAAAGGAUAUUGAUUUAGAGAAGGUCCCCAAGUGCGGGGAACACCAGUCUUUCCUAGAAGAGAUGCAUGUGGGCUAUUCCAUCGUCAACGACCCCGAGCUCCUCAUUCGGUUCCUAUCUGGCCUGUUCCCCCACUUGCGGUUCAUAAGCACUGCUUGGCCAAACGCACACGAGGACGAGGAGGCAGAACACCCUGACGAGGAAUGGGAGGAAGGGAGGAAGUGGGCGCAGGUGAAAGUAUAUUUCCCGCAUGACGAUGAGGACCUUUAA